AUGACAACAGAAAAUUACCGAUCGGUGGAUUCAUUUAUUGUCAUAGGCAGUCCACCUUGUGGACAUCGAGGUUCGGCCUGGUCCGGCUUUCGCAAUACUGCCGAUUUCAUCCUUUACCGGGGAGCAGAGAUCACCAUUGGUGCCGAUGUACCUGUGACUUUCCGUGCGUCUGAUACGGGUAGUGUACGCAUCAGUCAGUCGGUGAUAUCAGCUAUCGAUUAUAGUAUUGAUGUGGGUAGCUGGUAUACUGGUCCCAUGGCAGAUCUCUUUUACAACAACACUGUCGGCUCUAACGUGGUCUCCUAUUUUCGUACACUCCCGAAUUUAGAGUUUCAGAGGCGCUUCAAUGGCACACCAGGCUGCAGUCCCUUGAGUAUGGAUGAGAUGAAAACUUCACUCAGCUCAUACUCAUAUAAUAUUCCUUCUGGUUCCAGAAGCAGCUUCGCAAUCUAUUCUGCCCUGAGUCGAGCAUAUCAGACCGGUGCUGACUUCUCAGGCCUGGCAAAUUGUGUGCCGUUCCCCUUCUACUUAUUUGGUCUGUUGCGGACAGCGAAUGCCAGCUUUGCCCCAAUAGACGGAGCAGCAGGGAUAUGGUUGAGCGACAAGUGGGUGACGGCGGCUUCCGUCACCCACGCCAUCAAUGUUACCACCCUCACCGCCGGUGCCAGCGCCUCCUGUAUCAAAACCCCCAAGCCCGCCAUUACCCACUGCAUCAAGACCACCAUCCCCAGUCUCCAGCCACCCUGCCACCUCCACUCCAACAACCUCCCGCCAAGUCCCCCAGGUCCCCCAGGAGGGAAUUCCAUCUUGGCCAACGACUUCCCCUUCCUGGAUUGCAAGGGGAGUACUACCACUUCACCGUACCGCAUGUCAUCCCUUUCGGGCCCCUUCAAUGUCACGAGCCUAACAGCCACCUACUGUUUUACAGCGGCCGUCAGCAGUUCCCCGGUACCGGGCAGCUCGUGCACCUCAACGACCAUUGACAAGAUUGCUUUCAUUCUCGUGCUUCCCCCCAAAAAGCAGCGGACCCACAUCCUCCACGGGGGAACUGGGGACACGGACAUAGUUACCAACAGCGUUAUUUUUUUGAGGAAUAUAUUCCGAAUUCGGAAUAAAAAAAUGUUCGUGGUCCUGAAAGUUAAGAACAAAUAA
This is a messenger RNA of Volvox carteri f. nagariensis, 1152 nucleotides long. RefSeq lists its product as uncharacterized. Bases 1 to 1152 code for a protein of 383 amino acids. The transcript is spliced from 7 exons. The record is from RefSeq and is a predicted model, not a curated record. NCBI's taxonomy places the organism in Eukaryota, Viridiplantae, Chlorophyta, Chlorophyceae, Chlamydomonadales, Volvocaceae.